GCUUUUAUAAAUAAAAAGGCGGGCGUUCAUUAUAACCACAAAGCUCAUUGGUUUGGAUGAAAACACUGAGGAGAGCAGCUCUAUUUAAAGGCAGUCCACACUGGGAGCGAGCGCAUCGUCUUAGCAGUGCACCUCCUCCACAGAGCAGAGCAGCAGCCGGGGACGGAGACAGAGCAGAGCAGCAGUCAUGAGUGAGAGACAAAAAUCUGGAACAGCAACAACUGCACCAGGAAACAGCAACCCAUCAGCUGGCCAAGAUGACCAGAAGGACAACCUGCCAGAAGACUUUGACAUCGACAUGGACGCUCCAGAGACGGCCAAGGCUGCAGCCACCAUUCAGUCACAGUUCAGGAAAUUCCAGAAAAAGAAGCAGGAUGUAAAGUGAUCAAGUGAAUGCUGUCGGCGCUGUCUUCGCUAGGGGUUUAGCAUGUUAAUUAACCUGCACUGCAAUGAACUCAGAGGGGUGGGUGUGGGCAACGGGGUGACAAAAGGUCCAACAGUAUCAUCGUGAUAGUCUGUGAGUUAUUGUUUUGAAUGAAGAUUAUGUUCAGUAGUUAUGUCAAAAUCUAAGUCUGUGUAUUUAAAUCUCUACUCUGUGAUUUUUUUCCUAACUUCCAAACACUUACAUUAGUCCGCCCCAUGUUAUCAUCACUGUGGACUAUUGUUUAAAAAUGUGCUGAUUCAUUUUAUUGUACUGAAUCCUUCGACCAGAACCAAACUGUCUGUCUUUUUUUGUCGAGACUCUUUGAUUCCCGCUGUAUUUCUACAUUCCAUUUGUGUUUCAAUUGGAUUCAACCACUUCUUCUUUGCAUUUUCACACGCAUAUUUUACAAGCACAUGCCUAUGCAUGCUGCCUUGCACAAACAUGUGCACACGUGCAUAUGGUGAGAAGACAUGAUGAAGGUAUGCAUGCAUUUUCAAUUAGAGUUUAAGAAAUGUUAAUAGUUAUAUAUUUAAGUACAAAGCAUGUUCAGUAAAACUGCAGGUCUCCUUGUGUCAUAAACAAUUGUGCAUAACUGGAUUCACUCAGUGUGUCCUCUCCUGUACAGGACCUCAGGUCACUUCAUUUUGAAAUUAACUCUGUAUGAAUAAAGUCCAUGUUCAACUUGGCACCAUCCUACUGAAUGAUGACUUCAGUAGACAUUUUCCUUUUCUUCAAUUCAUAUAAUUUUAUUUAAGAAAAGAAUCAUGGCUUCUCGUGUAUAACUCAUUGAUAUAACCAAAUGCCACUGAUAAGAUAACUACACAUGUUUGAUCAUGGAGGGUGAUGUUGGAUGGUACAACAUCAGAUGGAUCCAAGUCUGAUUUUGGAAAGUCCAACUUCACACCAUUAAAUGGGACCAGAGUCACAACAACCUUGAGCACAGAGCCAUCCAGCUGACUCACAGCACUGACUGACUAACCAUCCUCCUGGUUAUGGCUCUGGCUCCAAAACCCAGAUUCCACAGUUUAUAAAUGUAAGACUGGAGAAACAGAAAGGAAACAAACAAGACAACAGAUAGAGGUGGCAAUGUGCUGUUUAUAAUGCUAUGUUUCACACACUGAAAAACACGCACACGCAGCAGGCACGGCAGCCUAUCAGAGAACAGCAGCAAUAGCAGCAGCCUAUCAGAGCACAGCAGCGGCAAGGCAGUCGCAGAGAAUAAAAGAA
This is a messenger RNA of Cynoglossus semilaevis (tongue sole), 1651 nucleotides long. RefSeq names its product Purkinje cell protein 4a (gene pcp4a). Lineage: Eukaryota; Metazoa; Chordata; Actinopteri; Pleuronectiformes; Cynoglossidae. Gene Ontology annotation, molecular function: calmodulin binding; calcium ion binding. The record is from RefSeq and is a predicted model, not a curated record. Gene Ontology annotation, cellular component: cytoplasm. Bases 188 to 385 code for a protein of 65 amino acids. The transcript is spliced from 3 exons.